Messenger RNA from Acipenser ruthenus (sterlet), 1872 nucleotides. RefSeq lists its product as uncharacterized. The record is from RefSeq and is a predicted model, not a curated record. The transcript is spliced from 2 exons. The annotation marks the transcript as partial. Lineage: Eukaryota; Metazoa; Chordata; Actinopteri; Acipenseriformes; Acipenseridae.
CUCCCCCCUCCUCCUCCCUCCUCUAUCUCCCCUGACGACUUUGCCUCCUUCUUCUCUUCUAAAAUCUCAGAUAUCCGCAAACUCUUUAACACCUCUCCCUCCCCCGCACCCCCUCCUGCUCCAACCCCUACACCCACUACAUCCCCUACUAACUCGCCCUCCCUCUCCACCUUCUUGCCCCUCUCAGACUCUGACCUCUCCUCCCUGCUCCAGGGUCACAAACCCACCACGUGUGCCUUGGACCCCCUCCCCACUCACCUCUUUCAAGCUGCUGCUCCUGCUCUACUCCCCUUCAUCUCCUCCCUCCUCAACACCUCUCUACUUUCUGGCAUCUUCCCCUCUGCCUUCAAAAAAGCCUCGAUCACUCCCCUCCUCAAAAAACCUACCCUCGACCCCACCUCCCUCCAGAGCUACCGUCCUGUCUCCCUCCUACCCUUCCUCUCCAAAACCCUUGAGCGGACUGUACACCGCCAGCUCUCUGCUUUCCUGUCCAACCACUCUCUGCUUGACCCUCUCCAAUCUGGCUUCCGCUCUGCUCACUCCACUGAAACCGCCCUUCUGUCUGUCACCAACUCACUUAAGUGUGCCCGAGCUGCCUCUCUCUCCUCUGUCCUAAUUCUCCUCGACCUCUCUGCUGCCUUUGACACUGUUGAUCACUCUAUUCUACUAUCAUCUCUUGCUGACCUGGGGAUCUCUGGCACUGCUCUGGCCUGGUUCUCCUCCUACCUCUCCAACCGCACUUACCAGGUCUCCUCCCGUAUCUCUACCUGUCUGUCUGCUAUUUCCUCCUGGAUGCACUCGCAUCACCUCAAACUCAACCUCUCUAAAUCUGACCUCCUUUUCUUUCCCUCCUCCUCCCCCUCCUCUGAUCUCUCUAUCUCUGUUCCUCUGGAAUCUACCACACUCUCUCCCUCUUCCUCAGCUAAGAACCUUGGAGUCACCCUGGACCCCUGCCUCUCUUAUUCCCAGCACAUCUCCACUCUGGCACGCACUUGCAGAUUCUUCCUGAGCAACAUCCGAAGAAUCCGACCCUUCCUCACCAACUAUGCUACCCAGCUCCUGGUCCAGGCCCUGGUACUCUCCCGCCUAGACUACUGCAACUCCCUCCUGGCUGGCCUCCCUGCGUCCGCCACCCGUCCGCUCCAGCUCAUCCAGAACUCUGCUGCUCGCCUGGUGUUCUCUCUACCUCGCUUCGCCCACGCUACUCCACUACUCCGCUCGCUCCACUGGCUCCCGAUCACCGCUCGCAUCCAGUUCAAGACUCUUGUACUAGCCUAUAGAUGCCUUGAUCAGACUGCACCCAGCUACCUCCAGACCCUCAUCUCGCCCUACACCCCCACUCGACCUCUCCGCUCCGCCUGCACUAGAAGACUGGCUCUACCUCCGCUACGCUCCCCUGCCUCCCGAGCCCGCUCCUUCUCCACCCUUGCUCCGCAGUGGUGGAACGACCUUCCUACAGAUGUCAGGACUGCCCAGUCCCUGACCACAUUCCGGCGCCUCCUUAAGACUCACCUCUUCAAACAGCACCUGUAGAACUCCUCUGUUGUAUCCUGGGACACUAUCACCCUUCAUUUAAAUAUGCUUUAUUUUGCUCUUAUCUGCCCCCUAUUUUACUGCAUUUAAUCCUGUACCUCAGAAUAUUGUAAUCUGCCAAGUGUUUAAUCUGUAGUAUUUUGUACUUAAUCAUAUCCUGAUGUAACUAUCACUAUUUAAUCAUAUCCUGAUGUAACUUUCACUAUUAUCUGCUGUAUUAUUGAAUUGUGAUUUGUCACACUUGAGAAUUAUUGUAUUUCUUGUUCUUAUUGUAUGACUUAUAUUGUAACACUUGAAUGUAUUUGUAUUUGCUUGCGAUUGUAAGUCGCCCUGGAUAAG